This is a messenger RNA of Lytechinus variegatus (green sea urchin), 1709 nucleotides long. RefSeq lists its product as uncharacterized. The record is from RefSeq and is a predicted model, not a curated record. Gene Ontology annotation, molecular function: protein binding. Lineage: Eukaryota; Metazoa; Echinodermata; Echinoidea; Temnopleuroida; Toxopneustidae. Bases 479 to 1573 code for a protein of 364 amino acids. The transcript is spliced from 7 exons.
UCACCAGCCAAAAUCAGUUUAAAAAAAAACUAUAACAUUCCAAUGCACACUUAGGCCAAAAGUCAAUGGGCUGACUGCCGGACUAAAAGAUUCACCAGGCUCGCUAUAAACUAUACGGCGAAGAUUCACAUCGGCCGAUAUAUAAUACGGCAAAGAUUCAUUUUGGCGCGAUUUUUUCUAGGUGAAGAUUCGGCGUCGAAGCGGCGACGAGUGCUUGGCGAGCCUUAGUAGACAGGGCUAGGGUCGGACGGCUGCAAAAGAGGUUUAUACUACUAGUACUAUACUAGAGCAAUCACGUACGCAUUGACGCGCGCGUAAAGCGGCUGGGGACCAUAUCCGGCCGUUCAGUUAAGUCGCGUCGACGUCACGUCGGAAUCCAGCGCGAAAUAUCAGCGUGAGGGAAAAUGGCGCGGUCCUCGACUUGACUUCUGGCUUGACUUGACGAGGACUUUAACACUGCUGAUGCAAGUUAGUCUGAAUGCGUGCUAAAAUGUCGAAUAGAAGGCGGAAAACACCAGAGAACAUGGCGGUAGACUGUUGCCGAAGUGGGACAGAUAGAGACCUUGGCUUUGAGAAGCGCUACAUCAAUGAUGAUAUUGGUUACGGAUUGUUUACAACUGUGUCUGUCAACAGAGGGGAUUUCCUUUUGGAGUACAGGGGGGAAAGGAGUUGUGUGGAUGAAACAUGUAGUGAUGAACAGAGUACAUACGAGCCAUAUGCGUUUUACUAUGAUCAUAUGCAUAAGACGUACAGGAUUGAUGCCUCGGACAUGGAUUGCGGGAUGGCCCGUUGGAUCAAUGAUGAAUGGAAAAAUCCAAAUACCAAAAUGAAGAAAGUACUUGUUGACAAUAAUGUCCACCUUUGCCUAUUUGCACUUAUGGAUAUUGCAGCGGGAAAAGAAAUUAGAUACGACUAUGGUGUCAAAGAUCUACCAUGGAGAAAACAGGUGAUGUCCAUAAGGCCUGGAAGCACGGAGGCCAGGACAAGCGCCGAAGCCCAGCCCAUCAACACUAAGGAAACCACCACCAAAGAUCUGCAGGAGGCACAGGCCAGGGUAACCGGGCAACAGGAGGUUACCAAGCAACAGGAGUCAACUGCCAGAGAGGGUAGGAUACCUGCAUGUAUGGUCGCUGAUGCACUCUCGCAGUCAGACGGAGACGAGAGUCGUGAAAGGGAGCCGCGAGAGGGUGCUAAUCCUAAUGUUAGCAGUUAUGAACAUGAAGAGCAGGUGAUGUCCAUAAGGCCUGGAAGCACGGAGGCCAGGACAAGCGCCGAAGCCCCGCCCAUCAACACCAAAGAUCUGCAGGAGGCACAGGCCAGGGUAACCGGGCAACAGGAGGUUACCAAGCAACAGGAGCCAACUGCCAGAGAGGGUAGGAUACCUACAUGUAUGGUCGCUGAUGCACUCUCGCAGGCAGACGAAGACGAGAGUCAUGAAAGGGAGCCGCGAGAGGGUGCUAAUCCUACUGUUAGCAGUUAUGAACAUGAAGAGCAGGUGAGCUGCAGGUGUAACCAUACAGUGUGUCCCAGAAAAGUGGGGAAAAGGAAAUCAUUACGAAAAUUUCCCGUUUGAUUCUCGACCUCACUUCGGACUGCAAACUGCGGUUUUAUACCCCGAUUUGUGUUUGGAAUAUCUCAAACAACUUUUCCAACCCCGAUAAACCCAUCUUGGCCAGGUAAUCCCCUUGUCUCGAUUUCACCACCACGGG